GUGAAAAUGAUCAGUUAGUUAUUCUAUGGAUGGCCGAUUCAAUUUGGGGUUGAGGGUUGAGGCACUUCAGGGGUUGUUUGAACGCUUUAUAUUCAAACCGUACCCCCUAUCGUAACUCAUUCUUUCUCUACAUUAUAUUUAGAUAAAUAGUGAAAGGGAUAGAAUCAUAGAAUAUAAUCUGUCCAUUUGCAAGCCUGUGGCGAGCCUCUAAAGUACAAAUUGAUUGUAAAAAUAGUGAUUUGAUAAUGGAUAUAUGGUUAUAGUUGCCGGAAAAAAUAUAUUGAGAGCAUAAGUUGAAAUUUUGUUUAUAUAUUUGCUUAUAUAAUAUGUAAAUAAAUACCAGGGUAAUAUUUAUAUCCUCUUAAGGCAUAAAGAACAUGAUUUGGUAGGGUCUAAAGUAGUGCAGUUAAUAGUAAUAUCAUGAAUAAAAACAACGCUUGGUGGUUAAUAACAUUAUAAAUUGAGUGUUACAGAAGAGUUAGGCGCCAGGAUUUGAACGUAUUACAGGUAAACGAGUAGUACAAACAUUAUGAUUUCAAUUGCGCCAAAAAUAGAUGGAAGUCCAGAAGAAGACUUGGUAAAUUCACCCGAAGAUCGUAAUAAGAAGAAACGCGAGAGUAAAAGAAAAAGAUCUCCGUCUCCUCCAUCAAAAUUAGGUAAAAGAAAAAGUGGAAGAUGCCCAAUCAUAGGCAAAAAGGGUAGCAAAGAUGACGAGGAAGACUUAACCAAAGAUAUGGAAGAUCCUGUUCCUGAGCCCAAUAUUGUUGAAGUGAUUCCUUCUCCAAAUAGUCAGCCAGUUGCUAAAAAAGAUCAUGAGUUACAACCCCUGAAAGGGGGGUCUAUUACGGAACUUGAGGAAGGAGAGGAAAACUCUCAGACAGGAAAAACUAGUGAAAGCAAUGUGCAGGAUGAGGGACAAGAAGAUAACGUGACAGAACAAACUCAUCAUAUUAUAAUUCCUUCAUAUUCAGCCUGGUUUGAUUAUAACUCCAUCCAUGAAAUCGAGAAAAGAGCUAUGCCAGAAUUUUUUAACAGUAAAAAUAAGUCAAAAACGCCUGAAAUAUAUCUUGCUUACAGAAAUUUUAUGGUUGAUACCUAUAGAUUAAAUCCAACUGAGUACAUAACUAGCACAGCUUGCAGGCGAAAUUUGGCUGGAGAUGUUUGUGCUAUAAUGAGAGUUCAUUCAUUCCUAGAACAAUGGGGUCUUAUAAAUUACCAGGUGGAUACUGAUUCAAGACCGACUGCAAUGGGACCACCACCUACUUCGCAUUUCCAUAUCCUCUCGGAUACUCCAUCUGGUUUACAGCCUGUAAAUCCACCUAAAACGCCACAACCUAGCGCAGCUAAAAGUUUACUUGACCUGGACAAACCUCAAGAAACGAGAAAACUAGAAGCUCCUGAACCGUUGGCCAGUUUUGGCUUAAAACUAGAUCAGUAUGCCAAGAAACCAGCUAUUCUCAGGAAUAAAAAUGCUGCUUCUUUAACUCGCGAUUGGACAGAACAAGAAACACUUCUUUUGCUUGAAGGUCUGGAAAUGUAUAAAGAUGAUUGGAACAAAGUUUGUGAACAUGUGGGUUCUAGAACCCAGGAUGAAUGUAUUUUACAUUUUCUGAGACUACCAAUUGAAGAUCCAUAUUUGGAAGAUCCAGAAGCAGGAGGUGCUCUUGGUCCAUUAGCUUAUCAACCCAUUCCAUUUAGUAAGGCUGGAAACCCAAUCAUGUCAACAGUAGCUUUCUUGGCUUCUAUUGUUGACCCUAGAGUUGCUGCAGCAGCAGCAAAAUCUGCUAUGCGUGAAUUUGCUACUAUUAAAGAUGAAGUUCCCGCAGCUGUAAUGGACGCCCACUUAAAAAAUGUGGAGGCUGCAUCUGCAGAGGGUAAAUAUGACCCAGCAGCUAAUUUAGCCCUAUCAGGAAUAGCUGGAACUGUGCCUGAAAAGGAGGAUGAAGAAAGGUUGAAGAAGGAAGACAAAGAUUGUGACAAGUCUGUUGAAGCACAGAAGAAAUCUGCAGAAAACAAAGAUGAAAAGGUUAAGACUGAACCUGAGGGUGAAAAAGACGAGAAAAUGCAUAGCGGGGAUGUUAAACCAGAGAAGGCAAUAAAAGACAGCGAAAUGCAAAGCGCAGCAGCCGCAGCGUUGGCGUCCGCGGCUAUAAAAGCUAAACAUUUGGCGGCGGUAGAAGAGAGAAAAAUCAAAUCUCUCGUCGCUCUGUUGGUAGAGACACAAAUGAAAAAAUUAGAAAUCAAAUUGCGCCAUUUCGAGGAAUUGGAAACGACAAUGGAGAGGGAGAGAGAAGGUCUGGAGUACCAAAGGCAGCAGUUGAUCACAGAGAGGCAACAGUUCCAUUUAGAGCAGCUUAAAGCUGCGGAAUUUAGGGCGAGACAACAAGCCCAUCAAAGAUUACAAGUAGAUCAAGGACAGUGGUCGGGUCAACAAGUGCCAUCAUCAGGACAAAGUGAUGGUUCUAAUUCAAGCGACACUGGUGCCAGUACUACUCCGACUCCCCCAUCGCCUCAAGCAUCAGCAGUCUCCUCCCCUCAAGCACAACCCCAUCACCAUAUUGAUUAAUAUAUUUAUUUAUCAUAAUAGUAAUGUACAAGACAUUAUUCUUAGUUACUUUACCAAUGGCAUUUUACCAUCUCAUAUAUCAUAUUUGUUUCAACUAAUAAAAUAUCAGGAGACAUAAGUGUCAGCGCUUGAUAACAUCAAAGUUACUUAAAAAUUGGUACAUAUGCUUUAUUGAGAAAUUUAAAAAAAAAUUAAAAUAAGUGAAAAUUUCUUCUCAAAUAUUUUAGAUUCAGGGACGCCACUUUUUUACUUUUUUUAUUAUUCGAACUUUUUGUUUACUCUUUGUAUCAAAGGAAUUUUAUCUUUAAUUUAUUUUGAUGAAAAAGAAAUAUGGAAAUAUAUAUUAUGUUUUGUCUGAACUAAA
Messenger RNA from Sitophilus oryzae (rice weevil), 2930 nucleotides. RefSeq names its product SWI/SNF complex subunit SMARCC2-like. Lineage: Eukaryota; Metazoa; Arthropoda; Insecta; Coleoptera; Curculionidae. Gene Ontology annotation, biological process: positive regulation of DNA-templated transcription. Gene Ontology annotation, molecular function: histone binding; DNA binding. Gene Ontology annotation, cellular component: SWI/SNF complex. The record is from RefSeq and is a predicted model, not a curated record. The transcript is spliced from 6 exons. Bases 530 to 2566 code for a protein of 678 amino acids.